Dentiscutata heterogama is the source of this 1929-nucleotide messenger RNA. Lineage: Eukaryota; Fungi; Glomeromycota; Glomeromycetes; Diversisporales; Gigasporaceae. The record is from the annotation of a GenBank genome assembly.
AUGUAUGGCGCAAAAGAUAUCAUCGUUGUAAUAGAUAAUGUUAAAGUUUUAGUAAAAUUAGCAAAUGAUUUCAGUUUAUGCAAAGUUAGAAGAAUACUUGAGGCAAAUGAUGUAACAAGAAUGACAGAUUCCUUUUAUUUUACAAAAAAUGGUGCGUUAAUUAAUAUUAGUAAUGAAAAUGAAUAUUUGUUAAGUGAUAUAUUAGAUGAAAAAAAUAUGAUCUAUCUUGAAAGAGAUUCUCGACCAAAUUGGAGAGCGCUAGUGAGGAAAUUUAGUCUUGAAAAUGGUCGUAAUUAUGAUGAUGAUAAAGAUAGAGUAGCCGAAAAAAAACUUUUUGUUCUUGAAGAUUGUGAAUUUAGUAUACUUGAACCUGACGAAUAUAAUUUUCAUACCAAGACAAUUUCUUCAAUUGAUGAUUUAUCUAAAAAUGAGAAUUUAAUUUUUAAAAACACUCAAUUAGGCAUUCCAAAUACUGUAAACUUUGAUUUUUCAAUUGAUCCACAAAAUAUUCGACCUUAUAAUUCCGAAGAAAUAUCUUCAAGGUUUAAAUUCAAAAAUAUUGUCAAAGCAAUAUUAUCUUUUAAAAUAAAAGAUAUUAGACUCACCUAUGAAUUUAUCAUUGCCGUAAAGAGAGCUCUAAAUUCGCAAGACCUUAAUAUAUUAAAACACGCCAUUGAAAAGUUUGGUCAAUUUAUUCCUACAGUGAUUAUAUUUGGUGGAAGACUUCAUUACAAGGUUACUACAUGCACAGGAAUUUACAGACAAGGUAGAAACGAAAGCGCCAUACAACUCCAAGAUUCAUUAAUUUUUGGUGGCGAUAAGAUAAAAAUAAUUCUGGGUGAAGAGGACGAUUGGAUAACUUCAUUACAAGAAUUUAAACUUUGGGAUAUAAUCGAAUUUCGUAAUCCUGUGAGCAUAUUUGAAUUCUUACCUAAUGACCUAAAAGAUAGGAUUAGAGAAUUAAUUGGGAAGACGAUUAUUUAUUCUAAUAUUCAAGAUUACGACUUUAAAAUACAUGAUUAUAAUGAUAGAAGUAAUAUUGUCGACUUGAAGAUGCCCAAAAAUAUCGGUUCCAUUUUUUCAAAUAAAGACGUUGAUCCACAAGUUUUUGCUACAGUGUCAAACAUUGAAGACGAUGACAACAUCUUCACUUGUAUGUUAUAUACCCCUUCGCAUUCGUCUAUUCCUAAAGUUAUUAUUAAUUGUACGAGAUAUAAAUCUAAUCAACAAAAAGUACAUCGUGUCAAGAUUAAAUGGAUCGUUGUUGGAUAUGACUUAAGCUUUAAUUCAAUUUUUAAUCCAGAACACAUACAUCUUCAAAGCUCUACAAAACGUUGUCAUUAUAAUGAUAAUACUUUACAUGAAGUACUUAAUAUACGUACAGAGUACUCCAUGGUACUAUUUGGCAUACCUGUGGUAUUAGAAUGGAAUCCUUCUUUUAAAUUUUCUAUAAUUGGCCAUCAUUUUAACAGACAUGAUGAUAAAGUUUGCAUAAAUCUUUAUGGUUAUGAUUUAAAUGAGAAGAAAUAUUUUACUCGUUUUUUAUCUAAUUUUAAAUUCAAUCUUUUAUACACGAAACAUCCAAAUCCAGAUAUAUUUAGUUACUUUAAAGUGGAUAAAGAUUUAUCUCUAGAAAAGAUUUUCGAAGCAGAUAAUAAUUUAUUUUUAAACGGGACAAGCAAUGUCCAUAAUACUGAAUUUAUUAGUUUGUACAAAGAAGGUUACAAUCAAUCCGACCCGGGAUUUAUUAGCAGAAAAAAUGGACACUUUUUUAUUAAACAACCUGAUGGGCAUAUUUCUCAAGAUCAUUUUUUUGUAGCAGUCUUUAAUCCUGAAUUUAAAGUCCAAGAAACUGAGAAUGAAAACCAAAUAAUAAUUGAGGGCGAGCAUGAAAUCACAAGUUGGGAUUUUCCAAUUUUUAUUAUAUAA